This is a messenger RNA of Epinephelus fuscoguttatus (brown-marbled grouper), 2167 nucleotides long. RefSeq names its product angio-associated, migratory cell protein (gene aamp). Lineage: Eukaryota; Metazoa; Chordata; Actinopteri; Perciformes; Serranidae. Gene Ontology annotation, cellular component: cytosol. Gene Ontology annotation, molecular function: protein binding. The coding region runs from base 256 to 1509 and encodes 417 amino acids. The record is from RefSeq and is a predicted model, not a curated record. The transcript is spliced from 11 exons.
UCAUUGUGCGUCUGUCCCUCCAGUCGCCUCAGCAUGUGAAGAAAACAUGGGGAUACAGUCCGACACUUGACUACUAUCUAUUUAAAUUCACAUUACACUAAGUGUAACGAGUGAAAGUGUGACAUUAACCCGCAUUAAGACUCUGCAAGUCUGUAGCUAAAAGUGAGUUAGCCUAAAGUGAGGUUAGCUAGCUUUACUCGCGGUGUUGUACUAGUUUUCGGUUGUUUAACUAGCGUUUAGCCCGCUAACAGCAGCAUGGAUAACACGCAGGAGAGUCAGAUUGAGCUCCACGGAGAUGAGGAAAUCAUCGAAGUCAUCGACCUAAACGACACGGGGCCUUGUCCUGAUGACUUGGCUGACGACUUGGGAGAUGUCGACUUUGAAGACGCUGGAAACGCAGAUAAUGACGAAGGUUGGGAGACUGAGGACGAGAUGGAAGCUGAGGCAGACCAGGACGACAGCGAGCUCACCUUCUCCAAACACAAUGGCUCAGUGUUCUGCGUGAGUUUGGAUCCUGCGACAAACAGCAUGGCUGUAACAGGAGGAGAGGACGAUAAGGCAUUCGUAUGGAGGGUGAGCGAUGGAGAAGUUCUGUUAGAGUGUACAGGCCACAAAGAUUCUGUGACGUGCGCCGUGUUCAGCCACGACUCAUCCAUGGUGGCUUCGGGUGACAUGAGCGGCAUGAUUAAAGUGUGGAAAAUAGAAACCAAAGAGGAGAUCUGGUCCUUUGAAGUGGGGGACCUGGAGUGGUUGGAGUGGCAUCCCUGCGCGCCGGUGCUGCUGGCAGGAACAGACGACGGCAAUGUGUGGAUGUGGAAGAUCCCUGCAGGAGACUGUAAAACCUUCCAGAGUUCUGCGUGCCAGGCCACCAGCGGCAAAGUCCUGCCUGAUGGGAGGCGGGCUGUGGUGGGUUACGAGGAUGGGACAGUGCGUGUGUGGGAUUUAAAGCAGGGAAAUGCUGUCCACGUCAUUAAAGGUCAGGAAGGACACAAGGGGGCGCUGACCUGCCUGGCGUGCAACAAGGACGGCUCCCUGGUGUUGACAGGUUCAGUGGACGGUUCUGCCAAGCUCAUCAACACCACCACAGGCAAGGUGGUCGGGGAGUACUCUGUGGAGGGAGGCAAAGCCAAAGGGUCAAGAGACGAGGAAGAAUCCAACUCUGUUGAAUCUGUGGGAUUCUGCAACGUCUUGCCUCUCGUAGCAGUGGCGUACCUGGAUGGGACUCUGGCCAUAUAUGACCUGUCAACACAUGUCCUGAGGCACAGGUGCCAACAUGAGGCUGGCAUCGUUCACCUGCAGUGGGAAGAGUCUUCUUCUGUGGUGUCCACUUGCUGCUUAGACGGAGCGCUGCGCCUAUGGGACGCUCGCUCGGGCAACAUGGUGUCCGAGUAUCGUGGCCACGUCGCAGAGGUCCUUGACUUCACCAUCAACAGGGAAGCGACUCUCGCUGUAACUGCUUCAGGAGACCACCAGGCCAAAGUCUUCUGUCUCCAAAGACCUGAUCGGUAAAGAGAGCACAAGGAAAGGAGAUGGGAAGAAGAGCGGAGGAAAUAUUUCAAGAGAAAUAGCAGAGACAUUUCAUGAUCAGACUAUUUUUGCUCUCUGACAUCGGAGAACAUGUUUCCCAGCUCCUCAGGAUUUUAAAAGGUGUGGUGUCACCAUCUUACCUGACCUGCUUUAGAAGGAUUGUAGCAUCCAAAAGAUAAUAAUUUCAGUUUUCAUCAGGACUUCAGUUGCGAUAAUUCAAACACACCUAAAGUAGUCUUGAUCUUGUCAACACGGGAGUUUCAUUUUGUUUAUAACAAGCUGUUCCUUGUUACUUUGUUAAGUAUGCUCUUGUUGAAGAAUCUGAGAGACUAAACAGGAAAAUAGUCAGAGUGAUACAUUACAGUGUGCUUUGCCUUUGACAUCCCUUUUUAAUGUUCUGUCCAAAAUGUUUUUCAAGAUAAAACAAGACAGAAAAGAGGAAUUCUCUUUGAUGUCACCAUGAUUUCUUCCAUAAUUGGAUUUAUUUUUGGUCUAAUGUCAGGACUGAAUUUCUUAAAGUCCUACUUAACCCCUCCAUGGUGUGUGUGGUCUUCCAGACGCAGGAAUUAUCUCGCCAAGUUUUUGAUGUAAACUCAAGUGUAAAUACAAAAUAAUAAAUAAUAUACUUUGUUCUGGGUAA